This is a messenger RNA of Gamsiella multidivaricata, 327 nucleotides long. RefSeq lists its product as uncharacterized. Bases 1 to 327 code for a protein of 108 amino acids. The record is from RefSeq and is a predicted model, not a curated record. The transcript is spliced from 4 exons. NCBI's taxonomy places the organism in Eukaryota, Fungi, Mortierellomycota, Mortierellomycetes, Mortierellales, Mortierellaceae.
AUGGCUGCCCUUGCAUGGUGCCCCAGGUCUGGUAAGACACCCUUGCAUUGUAAUGUUUUGGGUCAUCCUGCAGAUGUUAUUGCAGGGGUUCUGCUGCUGCUCCUCAUUUACGACCGCAAUAUAGCCACGCACGAGAGCAAUUUACAGCUCUUGGGAUUUUGGGCCCAGUUUUCUUUGUACGACCUUGGGCGGGUUCAACACCGCUUCAGUAUGGACAUUAGAGCACUAAAGAGACAUCGGAGCAGCCGUCAUGUGGAGAACACAAAGGCAGGAAAGAAAGAUGCCGAAGAUGAGGCAGGGUUUGAAGAAAACUACCGCUGGUUUUAA